Tinamus guttatus (white-throated tinamou) is the source of this 636-nucleotide messenger RNA. The record is from RefSeq and is a predicted model, not a curated record. Lineage: Eukaryota; Metazoa; Chordata; Aves; Tinamiformes; Tinamidae.
AAUAUUUUCUCUAUGUUUUGCAGAAUGAAGAGAAGUCAUCAGUUAGUUUUCCCUCACUCCUUAGCCAUAUAACUUCUGCUUUCAUAAAUCAUCCUGUAAUUCCAAUGACAAUUUAUGCAGAUUCAGGUGUCCCUGAGAUACUACAUACUUUUUCCCCCCUCAUGUCAUCCAUGCCUUGUGACAUGCACAUAGUUAAUCUGAGGACAAUCCAGUCAAAGGCAGAUUUUGAGCCAUCUGAUGAAGCUGCUCUGAUUCUUCACAGGAAGGGAUUUGAUUGUAGAUUUUCAAACAAAGACAUGGGUCAGUUCUGUUCUACUACUCAGGGAAAGAUAAAGGUGCAUAAACUAUUUAACAAGUUCAGCGUAGAAAGUCUUACACCUACAUCUUUAUCUUUGAUGCAUUCACCUCCAGAUGCUAGAAAUAUAAGUGAAAUUAAUAUGAGUUCCAUGGAGAUAAAUACCUUCCGGAUUCGGCUAAGAUGAAAUCUGGCUUUAAUACUCAGAGAAGAGGAAUCUGUAAUUGUAUCGCCUCCACGUGCAAUAAGAAGCACAUUAUUAUUGUUCCAGCUUCUGGAUACUGUGAGAAAAAUUAGCAUACGUUCUAUAGUUCUUUGACCAACACAGUGAAAAGCCAUGU